CCGUAUCCUUUGACGGGGGUGAACGUCACUGGUUGUCCAGACACACAGCGCAGUCACCGCAAACAGAGCUGAGAGACUAAGCUUUUAGCUAACCGCCAUUAAACACAGCUUUCUCUUCAAAACAGAAUACUCGUUUUCGUAGAAGAACCUAAAAUCUUUGUAAAUUGGCGUCUGUAGUAAAAUGAAGCGGAGGAUACCCAUGUCUUUUGUUUUGUUCGUUUUGCUAGUCAUUUAUUGUUUUUCGUGCUCGGCGUUUUACCUUCCGGGUUUAGCCCCAGUGAGUUUUUGUGUAGAAAAAGACAUUCCCGACUGCCAGACAGAAAUUCAGCUGUUUGUCAAUCGUUUGGACUCUGUGGAGUCCGUUCUGCCUUAUGAAUAUGAUGUGUUUGACUUUUGCAAAGAUCAGAAGGAGAUCCGGCCUUCUGAGAACCUUGGACAGGUGCUGUUUGGUGAGCGGAUAGAGUCUUCCCCAUACAAGUUCACAUUUAAACAAGAUAAAAAAUGCAACAAAGUGUGCACAAAGACCUACAAGAAGGAGAACAAAGAAGAUGUAUCCAAACUGGAUUUUCUUAAGAUGGGAAUGCAGUUGAACUAUCAGCAUCACUGGAUCAUUGACAAUAUGCCCGUGACAUGGUGUUACGACGUUGAAGAUGGUCAGAAGUACUGCAACCCUGGCUUCCCUAUUGGUUGUCUCGUUACUGCUGAUGGAAGAGCAAAAGAUGCAUGUGUUAUCAACUCUGAGUUUAACAAAAAGAACACGUACUAUGUGUUCAACCAUGUGGACAUUAAGAUCACUUACCACAACGGUGAGAAGGAUGCCUGGCGAGGUGCUCGCCUUGUUGCUGCCACCCUAGAACCAAAGAGCAUCAAACAAACUGAUAAGGACAACCCUAACUGUGAUAGCACUACCCCCAUGGAAGUGCCGGGAGUGUUUGACAGUGAGGUGUCAAUAGUCUACACCUAUUCUGUGACUUUUGAGGAAAACACUUCUAUUAAGUGGGCCUCACGGUGGGAUUACAUCCUGGUCUCCAUGCCUCACACCAACAUCCAGUGGUUCAGCAUCAUGAACUCUUUGGUCAUUGUUCUCUUCCUGUCUGGCAUGGUGGCCAUGAUCAUGCUACGGACUCUGCACAAGGACAUUGCUAGAUACAACCAGGUGGACCAGGAAGACUUGAUAAAGCUUCCAUCGACCAGGAAUAAAUCUUCCGUUAACUAUGAGGACGCACAGGAGGAGUCUGGAUGGAAGCAGGUGCAUGGAGAUGUCUUCCGUCCUCCUCGCAAAGGAAUGUUGCUCUCUGUGUUCCUCGGCCAGGGCACUCAGAUCUUCAUCAUGACAUUCAUUACACUCUUUCUGGCCUGUCUGGGUUUCCUGUCUCCGGCCAACAGAGGGGCUCUGAUGACGUGCGCUGUGGUACUCUGGGUCCUGCUGGGCACCCCCGCCGGUUAUGUUUCUGCACGUCUCUAUAAAACUUUCGGGGGAGAGAAGUGGAAGACGAACGUGUUGCUGACAGCCCUCCUGUGCCCAGGCAUUGUGUUUGCAGACUUCUUCCUGAUGAACUUGAUCCUUUGGGUGGAGGGCUCCUCAGCAGCCAUUCCUUUUGGGACUUUGGUAGCCAUCUUGGCUCUGUGGUUUGGGAUUUCUGUGCCCCUGACCUUCAUCGGCGCCUACUUUGGGUUCAAGAAACCUGCUAUUGAGCAACCAGUGCGAACAAACCAGAUCCCCCGCCAAAUUCCGGAACAGUCCUUCUUCACCAAACCCAUCCCUGGGAUUAUAAUGGGUGGGAUCUUGCCCUUUGGCUGCAUUUUCAUCCAGCUUUUCUUUAUCCUCAACAGUAUUUGGUCCCACCAGAUGUACUACAUGUUUGGAUUCCUCUUCCUGGUUUUCAUCAUCCUGCUCAUCACUUGCUCUGAGGCCACAAUCCUGUUGUGCUACUUCCACCUAUGUGCUGAGGACUACCACUGGUGGUGGCGUUCCUUCUUGACCAGUGGCUUCACAGCAGUCUACCUGUUCAUCUAUGCAGUGCACUACUUCUUCUCAAAACUGCAAAUAAUUGGAGCAGCCAGUACUAUACUGUACUUUGGAUACACCAUGAUUAUGGUCCUCAUCUUCUUCCUCUUUACAGGUACAAUUGGCUUCUUCGCCUGCUUCUGGUUUGUUAACAAGAUCUACAGUGUGGUGAAGGUGGACUAACGGCAGAGGAAACUCCCAUCUGUAAAUGGCGCUGCGCUCCUCAGUGCUGUCUUUGUAAUAAAGUAGUCUGAACAGACGUGAACUGAAGGAUUGAAAGAAAACAGAGCAGAGCCCGUCCUCUUUUGUGCUUUAAACCUUUGUUGCUCUUUUUUUUUUUUUUUUUACAUUUAAAUAAUUUGUGUUCACUGAUGACCGUUAAUAUUUUGAGUUUCGCCUUGAAAAUCGGUGUGGGUUCCAAUGAUGUUCACACAGUUUGGUGUUUUUGCUUUUGUUUUCUAAGGAAAGAAAAAGUCAAACGUUAAGGACUUUGUUAUUCUAUUCUGUUUUUUCUUAAGGGUCCUUUUUUCUUUCUUUUUUUUUAUUUCCUGUUCUGUAAUGAUUGAAUGAGUAUGUACAUAUAUUGUAUAGAGAAGGAGAGCGAGGGAGAAUGCUACUUAAAGAUUGUCAUCCUUAUCAAUUCCCACUUUGAAGUUUUUUUUAUUUUGAUUCUAAAAAUAGGCUUUAAAUUCCUGAAUAUCAGCCUGUAAUAUAGUUAAAACAUAAAAUACUGAUGUUGCUAUGAUACUUGUUCAUUUUCUUGGGUUUAAGUUUGCCUACAUCAUGAGUGUUUUAGGUUAAGAAGCACACAAAGCUACAACAUGUUGCAUAUUAAAGACAGUCUCUCAGACGUGAUGAAUUUGCCACGAAAAACAUUGUCACCUAGUAAAAUAUUAAUACUCUGAAGUUCUUUCUUUCUGUUGAGAAGCAUCCUUUUAGAUCUAAUGAGUGAACCAUUAGGUAGAAUAAACACUGCUGCUGUUUGCUUUAA
Molecule: messenger RNA, 2999 nt
Organism: Oryzias melastigma (Indian medaka)
Lineage: Eukaryota; Metazoa; Chordata; Actinopteri; Beloniformes; Adrianichthyidae
Gene: tm9sf5
Product: transmembrane 9 superfamily member 2
Exons: 18
Coding region: 182-2191 (669 amino acids)
Biological process (GO): protein localization to membrane
Cellular component (GO): membrane
Source: RefSeq, a predicted model, not a curated record